Emiliania huxleyi CCMP1516 is the source of this 3306-nucleotide messenger RNA. RefSeq lists its product as hypothetical. NCBI's taxonomy places the organism in Eukaryota, Haptophyta, Isochrysidales, Noelaerhabdaceae. The transcript has 5 exons. Gene Ontology annotation, biological process: RNA processing. The record is from RefSeq and is a predicted model, not a curated record. Bases 172 to 2700 code for a protein of 842 amino acids.
UGGCACCACGCCGGUCCGCGCUCAACGCGGAGCUCUCGGGCGGCGGCGCUUCGGCAGCAGCUUCCGGCCGCCCCGCCGCUGCCAGAGGAGGGCCACGAGAUUGAGGUGCGGUGCGAGCGAGUCGCGUACGGCGGCCUCGGCAUCGCCCGGACGGACGCGGGCGCGACGGUGAUGCUGAGUGACCACACCGUGCCUGGCGAGCUGGUCCGCGCCUUGGUCACGCGGCGGCGUCGGCGGCACGUCGAGGCGCGGACGACGGCGGUGCUCGAGCCGGGCCCGGCGAGCGUGGCGCCGCCUUGGUCUGAGCUCUUUGCGUCGUGCGGCGGCUGCCAGCUGCAGCGCAUGGCCUAUGCAGAGCAGCUCGCUACCAAGCGCCGGUGGGUGAUCGACGCCAUCGCGCGCUGCCCUGGAGGCGCCGCGGCGGUGCUCUCCCGCGCCUCUCCCGCCCACGCCUCUGGGGCGGGGCACAGCGCGACGCCGGCGGCGCUGGCGGCGGCGGCGCUCGAGCCGAUUGUGCGCGCGACGGUGCCGUCGCCGAAGCAGACGCGCUACCGCAACAAGGCCACCUUCUUCUUUGCCCCCUCCGACAGCGGCCUCGGGCUUGUGGUCGGCUCCAAGGCGGCCGACGACGCGGGCCGAGUGGUGCCGAUCGGCGGAGAGGGCUGCCCGCUGCAGGCGGAGGAGGCGGACGCCGUGCUCGCCUCCGUCGCGGCGUGGGCGAGGCGGACGGCGCUGCCGAGCUUCGACGUCCGAUCCGGAAGGCGCGGCGAGGGCGCGUUGUGGCAGGCGGUCCUUCGCACGGCGGGCGGCGGCGCGGGAGGCGGAGCGGCGGUGCAGCUCGAGCUGGUCACCGCCGGCGCCGCCAGCUCCGCCGCCCUCGCCGCCCUCGCCGCCCUCGCGGCGUCGCUCCUCGAGGCGCACGAGCCGCUCGUGCGAGUGCUGCACACCGAGGCGCCGGUGAACGACGGGGGGACGGACUUGCUUGUGCGGCUGGUUGCCGACGGCGUCGCUCUCGGGCUCGCGUCGGGGCGGGGCAACGAGCUGCCGGUGGCGGCGCACGGUGCGGGGCGAGAGGCGGGGCGAGAGGAGGAGCGGCGGCCAGUGGAGGAGGCGCCUCGCCGCCUCGCCCUGGUCGACCUCUACUGCGGCUCGGGGCUCUUUGGCGUCUCCCUCGCCGCGACGACCUCCUUCGCGAGCGUGCUCGGGCUCGAGCUCGGCGCCGAGGCGGUGGCCGCGGCGGAGGCGAACGCGGCGGCCAACGGAGUGGGGGCGCUGUGCCGUUUCGAGGCCGCCGACCUCGCCUUCUCCGGCAGGCCGCCGGCCGGCCUCGCAGCCGCCCUCGCGCCCGGCGGAGUCGACCUCGCGGUGGUGGUCGACCCGCCGCGUGCGGGACUGAGCGGCGCGAUGCGAGGUCACUUGAGGCAAAACGUGUGGCAGUCGCCGCCGCUCGACGUCGUCGAGCCCAUCCUGUUCGCGCUGAGCUGGUACGACAGCUGGCACGCGUGCGGCGACAAGCGCGGCGAGCAGCACUGGACAGAGGACCAGCGUCUGGCGGCCAUGUACAGGCACUCCGGCGUGCUUGCACGAAUUUGUAUGGGGCUGUCCAGCUCGGUGCGUGCGUGGCGCUCGCCCCUCCGCGAGGCCAACUGGGCGCUGGUCUGCCGCACGAACAGCGCCCGAAUCGACGACGAGGCGGUGCACUCCAUCUGCACAGCUUGCCCAGCGCUGACGGCACUCGACCUCUCCAGCACAAUGAUAUCGGACGCGGCGCUGUACGAGAUCGCUCGCAGCUGCCCGCGGCUGCAGCGCCUGAGCCUGCAGCGCAACGGCUCCGGCGGCAAGCACUUUAGCGACGCCGCCCUCUCCGCCGUCGCCGCGGGCUGCGCCGAGCUACGCUCGCUGCACCUCGGCAACCUGUUGCUCGCCAGCAACCUCCUGGUUUCGCCGUGGGCGGUGUCGCUCACGUCCCUCAACCUCACCGGCUCCGCGUGGCUCUCGGACAGCGCGGUGCGGCGGCUGGCCGCGUGCGCGUCGCUGCAGGAGCUAUGGCUGAGCACCUGCAGCGGGCUGCGCGAUGGCGGGCUGGCGGCGAUCGCGUCCUCGUGCCUGCGGCUGCGCCUCGUCGACGUCUCCAACUGUCGCCGCGUGAGCGAUGAGGGCGUGUGCUGCGUCGCGGCGCUGCUUCUCCUGUCGCACCUCGAGCUCGCGGGCUGCGCGGGCGCGGCGGACAGCCCGCUGCUGGCGCUCGCUCGGCGCGAGGCAGGCCGGCGGCUGGCGUACCUCGGGCUGAGCAGCCGCAACGGACACUUGGCCAUCUCAGAGGAGGGCCUUGUCUCGCUCGCUCCCGCGUGCGCGUCGCUCACCCACCUCAACCUCGCCAGCUGCAGCGCGGCGGGGGGUGCUCGAUCUGAGCGGUGCGACGAGUGCACCGCGGAGGGUCUGAUCGAGGUGUGCCGCCGCUGCCCCCUCCUCGAGCGGCUGCAUCUCGAGGGGUGCGACGCGCUCACACCUGCCGCGGGGGCGGCCGUCGCCUCGCUCUCGCGCCUCCGGUACCUCGGCACCCACAUGGCAUGGCUGCUCCGACCCAACGUGCUCGACCCGAUCUCGGGGCCGGGCCCCACCGCCGAGGCGGUGAGCGCAGGGCAGCGCGUGCGAGCGGCGCUGCCCCGAUGCCACAUCGGCAACCCGUGCCACUAUUAGGUUGAUCGAAUAGUUGAUGCUGCGGCACAUUUCUUUUGUGUCCAGCUAUGAUCCGAAUGUGCAGCACAGCUGGCCCGCGUGGGAGUCGACGAACGGCUCGUGCGAAGACGACGAGUACAGCAGCAGCACGCACUACGUGGACGCCGCAACCGUAAUGCACUUCCUCUCGAGCCCGUACGACGAUCCGUGCAACUGGAAGCAGGCCUGCGGACAUGGGCGAGGGAGAGAGGGGAGAGGGGUCCGAGGCGCCCCUGCCGACAAGGAGUGGGUCCGCUCCUUCCGCCGCGCUGCCGCCGCCGCCGCGCCUCCGCCAUUGGGGCUGCGCCGCUGCUGCCUAUGCCACGAGACGCUCUCGUCGCCCUUGCGGAUGGCGGAGCACCUCCGAGGAGCUCGCCACUGCGAGGCCGUGCUUCGCCGCCACCGGCGCCGCGGCGGGCGCUGCGACGGGCCGCAGCCGGGCGAGGCGGAGGCGGCGAUGCUUUCGACGAGCUCUCCACGCAGCGGAUCGUGCGCGUGCGGCCGGAGCCGCCCAAUGUCGCCCACGUGGGGACGCCGGGAUCGCGUUGCCUCGAGCGCGUUGCACCAAUUGAAGAGAAUUGAUUGAUA